AUGCCUCCCUUACCAGGUGCUAGCAAGAAGAAGAAUCGAGACGGGCGACGGUCUCGAAGCAGAAACACGACACCAAGCUCGGUGAUCAGUGCUGGAACUGCCCCGCCCGCACCAACGACCACUCCGCUCCUCGAGUUGGAAGUGUCCAAACUCUUGGUGUCUUCGAAGCCGAAUUAUGCAGAGAUCAUAGACCAUCUGGAUACUCAUGGCUCCAAACUGGAGCCCAAGUCGCUGCACGAUAUCAUUGACCAGUUGAAGCAUCUCAGUGAAUCCGCCGAAAAACGCGCCGAGUCAUGCGAGAAAGCCAUCCGGCUCAUCCAUGAGCAGAAGAAGAAUGUGGAAACAGACCAGCAAGAUCGCGAUCGUCAGGCUGAGCAGGCUCGCCGGGCUAAAGCACGCAAAGAGGAAGGCCAGUCGCAGAAGAAUCCCAAGGCGAAGAAACGAAAAGACAGACCUGAGACGGUGGACAAUGUCGAGAUCAAGAAAGAAGAAGAACCUUCAAAGACGAAAUUGUCCCGUGCCACACCUGGUCCCUUGGACAGUCCUUCUCCUUCAAAGAAGACCAAACUCAGCCCUGGGACAUCAUCAUUGUCCGAAGUCGCUGAUUCUCCAGACGCCGCAGCUGCCAGCGCACACGCCUCACCAACCAAGUCGGACGUGUCUAUGUCAGACGCAGAAGACAACCGCGUUGUUCCGCCGCCCAUUCCCCAGCAAGGUUUCUUCCCCGACCCCCUGGCACCUGACCCAGUAAUCUACCACAUUCGCGAAGUGACUCCAAGCAUGUCGGACGAGGAGAAGAAGGAGAUUUACAGUGUCACGGCGUAUCCGACGAAGGAUCUGAGUGACCAAGUCGCCGGCACACCACCUGACAAAGACUUUAGCAACGCUAAGCCAACCAACCAAGUUGCUGCUAACACUUUCCUCACCUAUGUGGAACCGUAUGUCCGACCUCUGACAGAAGAGGACAUUGCAUGGUUGCGUGAACGAGGCGAUCGCACUACUCCAUUUCUCGCAGUACCCCGAGGCAAACGUUCCUAUCAAGAGAUCUGGGCAGAAGAAGAUUCGGGAUCCGUUCCCGUGGAGAAUGGCAAUGAGAAAUCCUUGAACCAUCCAAGAGGGAAUCUGGAACAAAUCAACGAUGACAACGUCGCGACAGACCAGAUCUCGACGGGACCACUCGCUAGCCGACUGCUUUCCCUUCUCAAGUUCGAGCAUCGAUCCCCACCGAGUGAGACCAAUCCUACUGGCGACUUGAAUACAUUCAUGAAUGAUGGCAACGAUACUAUGGAUUUGGAUGGGCUCACUAAUGGUCAUGACAACUCUGAGAAGCCACUGCCUCCUGCAGCAGCUGUGGCAGACCAGGCACCUGCCAAAUCGUCUAACUCCCAGCGCCUCGACUACGUGCAGAGUGAGGAACGAAUCAAAGGUGAACUUCGGCAUCUUGGUUUGUUGGGCCAGGAUGAAAAUCCCGAUUAUGACGCCCACCAUGACGAUGAUAUCAGCGAGAGAUUACGUCUGCUGCAGGGUGAGCUGCGUCGCGUCAUGGUCGUCAACGGGGCACGCAAAUCCCGUCUGCUGGAUCUGGCCAAGGAAAGACUCGCUUUUCAGGAAUACAGCACUAUCCAUGAAGACCUUGACAGCCAAGUUCAACAAGCCUACCUCAAGCGAACUCGUACUUUGGGCAAGACAAAGAAGGGUGGACCAGGAGCCAACAAACCAAAACCGGGCAGCCACGGCAUUGGUGGACCUGGAACAGCAAUGAGCGUGAACAGAGCAAGAGAUAUUGGUGACUCGGCCCGGAUGCUUAUGGAUCGCAGAAAGAGAUGGGAGAACUGCAUCGGUCCGGUCUUCAAAGAUAUGAACCACGGCAUUCCUCCCAAGGGCACUACACUGUGGGAUCCAAAGAUCAUGGAAACGUACGAGAAAGCCGAGUUGGAAGCUCUUGAAGAAGAAGCAGAAGAAUGA
This is a messenger RNA of Fonsecaea nubica, 1965 nucleotides long. RefSeq lists its product as hypothetical. Lineage: Eukaryota; Fungi; Ascomycota; Eurotiomycetes; Chaetothyriales; Herpotrichiellaceae. Gene Ontology annotation, cellular component: SAGA complex. Bases 1 to 1965 code for a protein of 654 amino acids. The record is from RefSeq and is a predicted model, not a curated record. Gene Ontology annotation, biological process: regulation of transcription by RNA polymerase II. The transcript is spliced from 3 exons. Gene Ontology annotation, molecular function: transcription coactivator activity.